Molecule: messenger RNA, 889 nt
Organism: Triticum dicoccoides
Lineage: Eukaryota; Viridiplantae; Streptophyta; Magnoliopsida; Poales; Poaceae
Product: peptidyl-prolyl cis-trans isomerase FKBP17-1, chloroplastic-like
Exons: 4
Coding region: 54-677 (207 amino acids)
Molecular function (GO): peptidyl-prolyl cis-trans isomerase activity
Source: RefSeq, a predicted model, not a curated record
ACCCAAAAGCAAAGAAAAAGAAAGAGGAAAUAAUAGGAACAGUAGCGGCGUCCAUGGUCAUCCCUUCCGUCUCCGCGGUGGCCGGCGCCGUGCCGCCGCCUCCCGCGAAAACAAAACCCGUGACCCUAGCUACAGCACCACCUCUGACGGCCACUAGAAGGCACCUCCUCCUGGCCUCCGCCGCAUCCGCACUCCCCACGGCCGCCGCCUCCGCCGCGGCCUCUCGAUUCACCGAGAUCCCUAGCUCCGGCGGCGUGAAGGCCCUAGAGCUGCGGGAGGGUUCCGGCGAGGUCCCAGUCGACGGAGACCAGGUUGCAAUCCACUACUAUGGAAGGCUGGCUGCGAAGCAAGGCUGGCGCUUCGACUCAACCUAUGAUCACAAGGACGCGACCGGUGAUCCGAUACCUUUUGUCUUUACCAUCGGGUCUGGAAAGGUUAUACCUGGUAUUGAAGCAGCAGUGAAGUCCAUGAGAGUCGGUGGUCUUCGCCGUGUUGUCAUUCCGCCAACACAGGGAUACCAAAACACAUCACAGGAACCAAUUCCUCCUAAUUUCUUUGAUCGGCAGAGAUUAUUUACUACUAUAUUCAAUCCGACGCGCCUCGCAAAUGGCGAGGGUUCAACCCUUGGAACUGUCAUCUUCGACAUCGAGCUAAUCAGCAUAAGGCAGCACACAUAACUGUCGUUCUUUGCCAAUGCUGCAGGCCAAUCACCGCUCUAAUUGAAAUCUUUUGGUACCGUACACUUUUGUAUCAAAGAGACUCUGAGCUAGAACCUGCUCGUGCUUCUGGUCAAUCCCUCUGCAAACCUGAAUUGUACAGAUACAAAUUGUGCGUAUAUAAGAAAGAAAAAAGUGGUACAUAGUGAUCAAGUGAAUUAUUUUGCUUUGAA